This is a messenger RNA of Mustela erminea (ermine), 7184 nucleotides long. It is a transcript of the gene SYT7, whose product is annotated as synaptotagmin 7. Bases 378 to 2438 code for a protein of 686 amino acids. The record is from RefSeq and is a predicted model, not a curated record. The transcript has 13 exons. NCBI's taxonomy places the organism in Eukaryota, Metazoa, Chordata, Mammalia, Carnivora, Mustelidae. Gene Ontology annotation, biological process: regulation of calcium ion-dependent exocytosis; calcium-ion regulated exocytosis; vesicle fusion. Gene Ontology annotation, molecular function: phosphatidylserine binding; SNARE binding; calcium ion binding. Gene Ontology annotation, cellular component: synapse; axon; membrane.
GCGGCGCUCGGCAGCGGGCGGGCGGCGCCGGCGGUGCCCCGGGCGCGCUCACACACGCGCUCACACACACACAUACACACGGCCUCGUACACACUCACACACGCUCCGGCGCGCACACGCGGCGCGCAGGCCGGAGGGAGGAGGCUCGGCGCGGCUCGGCGGCGGCGGCGGCGGCGGCGGCGUGCUCGGCCGGCGGGCGGGAGGGCUGGCGGGCGGCCCCCGCUCCCCGGCUCCGCGGCUCGGUGCAGCCCGCGCGGCCCCCGCCCUCGGACCCGCCCCCGGGGGUCGCCCGGCCCCAUGCCCUGCAGCGGCGGCGGAGCAGCGCGCGGCCGCGGGCGGCUCUGAGGAGCCCGGAGGGAGCCGGCGACGAGGGGACCAUGUACCGGGACCCGGAGGCGGCCAGCCCAGGGGCACCCACCCGCGAUGUCCUGCUGGUCUCUGCCAUCAUCACCGUCAGCCUUAGCGUCACUGUCGUCCUCUGCGGCCUCUGCCACUGGUGUCAGCGCAAACUGGGCAAACGCUACAAGAACUCCUUGGAGACCGUGGGCACGCCAGACUCAGGGCGUGGGCGCAGUGAGAAGAAGGCCAUCAACGAUCUAGACAGAGACUUUUGGAAUAACAAUGAGAGCACAGUGCAGCAGAAAUGGAGCUCCUAUCCUCCCAAGGAGUUUAUUCUAAACAUUUCACCCUACGCCCCUUAUGGCGACCCACGACUGUCCCUCAAUGGCACCCUCCUGUCGGGCGCCAAGGUGGCCGCCGCGGCGGGGCUGGCGGUGGAGCGGGAAGGCAGGCCGGGGGAGAAGCCAGCACCGGUGCCGCCACCCGGAGAGGACGCCUUGAGAAGCGGCGGGGCUGCCCCCAGCGAGCCGGGCAGCGGUGGCAAGGCGGGGAGAGGCCGCUGGCGGACGGUGCAGAGCCACCUGGCCGCAGGGAAGCUCAACUUGUCCAAUUUCGAGGACUCCACCCUGUCCACGGCCACUACCCUUGAGUCUAUCCCCAGCUCCACGGGAGAGCCGAAAUGCCAGCGACCCCGCACCCUGAUGCGGCAGCAGAGCCUGCAGCAGCCGCUGAGCCAGCACCAGCGGGGCCGGCAGCCCAGCCAGCCCACCACCAGCCAGAGCCUGGGCCAGCUGCAGGCCCACGCGGCCUCGGCGCCGGGCUCCAACCCCCGGGCCUAUGGCCGGGGCCAGGCUCGGCAGGGCACCUCCGCCGGCUCCAAGUACCGGGCGGCCGGCGGCCGCAGCCGCUCCAACCCGGGCAGCUGGGACCACGUGGUGGGGCAGAUUCGAAACCGAGGCUUGGACAUGAAAUCCUUCCUGGAAGGCAGGAUGGUGGUGCUAUCCUUGGUCUUAGGGCUUUCGGAACAGGAUGACUUUGCCAAUAUCCCUGACCUGCAAAACCCAGGAACCCAGCAGAACCAGAACGCUCAGGGGGACAAGAGGUUGCCCGCAGGAGGGAAGGCAGUGAACACAGCCCCGGUGCCGGGCCAGACACCCCAUGAUGAGUCUGACCGCCGGACUGAGCCGCGUUCCUCCGUCUCGGACCUCGUCAACUCCCUCACCAGUGAGAUGCUCAUGCUCUCCCCAGGCUCCGAAGAGGACGAGGCCCACGAGGGCUGCAGCCGGGAGAACCUGGGCCGGAUCCAGUUCAGUGUCGGCUACAACUUCCAGGAGUCCACGCUCACCGUGAAGAUCAUGAAGGCCCAGGAGCUGCCAGCCAAGGACUUCAGCGGCACCAGCGACCCCUUCGUCAAGAUCUACCUGCUGCCAGACAAGAAGCACAAGCUGGAGACCAAGGUGAAGCGGAAGAACCUGAACCCCCACUGGAACGAGACUUUCCUCUUCGAAGGUUUCCCGUACGAGAAGGUGGUGCAGAGGAUCCUCUACCUCCAGGUCCUGGACUAUGACCGGUUCAGCCGCAAUGACCCCAUUGGGGAGGUGUCCAUCCCUCUCAACAAGGUGGACCUGACCCAGAUGCAGACCUUCUGGAAGGAUCUGAAGCCAUGCAGCGAUGGGAGUGGGAGCCGAGGGGAGCUGCUCUUGUCUCUCUGCUACAACCCCUCUGCCAACUCUAUCAUCGUGAACAUCAUCAAAGCCCGGAACCUCAAAGCCAUGGACAUCGGGGGCACCUCAGACCCCUAUGUGAAGGUGUGGCUGAUGUACAAAGACAAGCGGGUGGAGAAGAAGAAGACAGUGACUAUGAAGAGGAACCUGAACCCCAUCUUCAACGAGUCUUUUGCCUUUGAUAUCCCCACGGAGAAGCUGAGGGAGACGACCAUCAUCAUCACUGUCAUGGACAAGGACAAGCUUAGCCGCAACGAUGUUAUUGGCAAGAUCUACCUGUCCUGGAAGAGCGGGCCCGGGGAGGUGAAGCACUGGAAGGACAUGAUCGCCCGUCCACGGCAGCCGGUGGCCCAGUGGCACCAGCUGAAGGCCUAAGUGUGGCCACAGGAGGCCCAGGGGGCCAAGGGCCCGGGUCCCCAUCAUGCCCUCACCACUUUAUGCACAAUGCCCGGCCUGGCCCCCGCCCUAGGUGAGGGGAGGACCCUGAGGGCUUGGCCAGGGAGGGGUCCCAGGAGUCCUUUGGGCCCCGUUUCUAGGAAGUACCAGCCUCAUCCUCCACCGGUCCAGCUCUGGGGGAGGGGCUUUGGGAGCCAUUUUCCUGCUUUGCCCCUUUCCUUCCUGACUUGCUGAUACUAAAGAAGUGGGGGAGAGCGUGAAGGCCAGACAGGCAGAUGGGCAGACCCCUCCAGAGACCCGCCAGGUGGGCACAGUCCCCCGUUUUCUUUAAGGCAGUGCCUGGAGUGGAGAAGAGGUGCCCUCUCCGCAGCUCCCGAUAUGGGCCCCGGGGAAGGAAGGCCGAGGCGUUUGGCCUGGCCUGGCCAGGAGAGGCCCAUCCCAGGGCAGUUUCAGGUGCCGGCUGGGCCCUGAAUGCCGAGGAUAGUAUAUAGCCUGCUCCGGGGUCCUGGAGCCGAAGCCUGUGUACUUGGCGUUGCGUCCACUUUGUGUGUGUGCGUGUCGGGGGGGUGGCACUCUUACCCUGUCCCCCUGGGGGCCACCCGUGCAGAGAGGGCAGGCUUUCAUAAAGUGGGGGCAGGAGGCCAAGAGAGGUCAAUGCACAGAGCCAGGGGUGGGCAAGGAGAGGCAGGUGAGGGGUGAGGGUGAGAGGUGGGGUGGUGGCAAAGGAGCAGACUCUGGAGCGGGACUGAGAACUUGGCUGCCUCCAUCUCCUGCCCGUCUCCGCUCAGAGCUCUCCGGGAGCUCCUUGCUGAGCGAUUUCAUCACUUGAACAUCAUUUCACACCUUUUAGGCCCCUACUGCGUGUACCACAUUCCACCAGGACUCCCCUCCCUUCCUUCUCAGGGGUCCCACGGCCCCACCAGCCCUCUUCCCCGACACCCUCCCCCAGACACCCUCAGCCGCCCCAAAUCUCAGAUCCCAGCCAAGCCGGCCGUGUUGCCCAUGCUUCCCAGGUUCCUUCCCUGUCUGGGCAGACCUCUGCAGCCCUCCAUCUCCCGAACUCGCAGACCUUCCCUUCCAUUCGGGUCGGAGUCUGUGGUCCAGCCUUCUUUGCCCAUCGCUCCCAGUCCCUCCGAGCAGCUCCUUCCGCCCUCUCAGUUCAGGCAGAAGAAAAUCCAGACUCUGCAAGUUCUGAGGGUGCCUCACCCAAAGAAGCAGGGAUUUCUCUGCCUCAGCCGUUGCAGAGACUAGAACUGGCCUCCCCUUGGAGACAGCAGAUGCCGGGAUGAUGUCUGCUUAACCCUGCUCAGCCGCGGGAGGGUCCUGGUAUUGAUAAAAGACAGCUGGGGACAGUCAAAUCCGGGCGGGGGGGUCUGCCUGCCUGGGCCUGACGUUGCCGGCACAGGCCGCCAGGUGGCGCCCGGACACCACGUCUGUGGUGGCAGCCUGGGACCACAGUUCUACCCCGAGAUGGGCCUGACCCCAAGGGGAGACUCUGGAUAAGGUCCCCACUUACAGAGCACGGCAAAAGCAUGGGAAUUUGAGAGCCAUUUUCCUUCAGUAGGCUGCCCCUUGAGCUGCCCGUAUCAAAAUGUAUUACACUGAAUCUCACACCCGCGUCCUCAUCCCCUCCUCCUAGGGUCUGGAGGAGCGUCAUACAGUGUCAGUGAAUCAUUUUGUAGAUUGAGGAGUGCUCUUGUAAAGCAAAUAGUCACCCAUAUUUCUUGUAAAUCCCAAUUUUUCUGUAUUGUAGCUUUGCUUAAAAUGGGGCCCUGCCCCAACUGCAGGGUCUUUAUCGGGCGGCGUGGGGACCAGCCCCCCGCGGGACAGGAGGGCAGCAACUCCGAAGGCUGUGUGGACGUGAUCGGAGGGUUUUGUGGGAAGCCUCGCAAGGCGAGGGAUCUGUCCUCCAUGGCUCCCUGAGAUCCUGUGCCCCAACACUACGGGGUGCCAACCCGGCCCCUGUGUCCCCUGGCCGGCUGCAGAGCCUGGGGGCGGGGGGAGAUUGAACCAACCUGCAGUGAGUGGGCGGAGCAACUGCAUCUUUUUUUUUUCUCGAGCCCCGCCCACAGAGCUCUCGGCGAAUCCCAUGCAGAGAGCAUCUUCGGGCGGAGUCUGUUCCCAGUCUGACCCACCCAGGCAUACUGGUGAACCCUGCCUGGGUUUUCCCAACCCCCAAUACGCUGCGGCCGGGAGGCCGGGGAGGGGCGGCAAGUGGUGGGCCAAGGUCCUGUGGGGCUGGCAAAGAAGGAGGCGGGUUACGGUAUGCGGUGAGGGCGCAGUUGGGCUAGGGCUAGAGGAGAACAGGGAAUGGGGAACUUGAGGAUGGGGGAAGGGCACGGAAGCCCUGCCACCGUCCCAGGACCUUGGGCAGAUCACCCACACUCCCGGGGCCUCAGUUUCCCCAUCUGUAAAAUGAUGGUAAUAAUACUUCACCUACCUCAUAGGGGAGGUUGUGAGGCCGCCGUCACCUGACCUGGGGGUUGAGGCAGGAGGACUCUGAAGGUGCUACCCGGGAGCAAAGUAUUAUUACUGUAGCCUGAAAGCAAGGCCCACCUGCCCCUCCCCCUGCAGAGUCUCCAGGGAUAGCCGAGGCUGACCUGGGCCCAUCUAUCUCUUCUCCACUGUGUCCCAGGUCCCUUCAUGAGCAUCACCUGCCGUCUUUGUGAGCGCCCUAGACUUAGUUGUUAUCUCGUUCAGGUGUCCUUUCUUGUGACCAUCUCCCUUCGUAACUGCUGUACAAAUUCCACCUGCCACAGGACCCCGCACCUGCCCACUGGCGCCAGACGCCAGGGACGGGGCAAGGAAAACAGCCACAAAAAAAGCCAAGGGGGCCCCAGAGUCCCCAGCCCGGCUUGGGCCCCAGGGGUGGGGUUGGUGGCCACUGUUUGUAUUGUGUUGGAGUCCUUGAGUGCAAGUGUUUUAUUUAAAAAAAGACAGACAGACAGACAGAAACUAUCACAAGAAAAAAAAAAUGCAGCAAAGAGAAAUGAAGAAAAACUGAAGAAGGAAAAAAAAAAAAAAGGAAAAAAGAACCAUACAAAAUUUUUCCACCACGCCCACCCUCUAAGCCAGCAAGAUUUCCUCUUUGCAAAAUCAUAUUUUUGUGGGAAUGGGCCCUGCUUUUUGUGGCAGGGCCCGUUCUGAUCAAUAAAGGAUCGUGACGAAGUAGGGCCUCGGCUGUUUCCUCCGUGGGUCCCAGCCCUACCUCACCUCCCAGAGAAGAGGUAUUGGGUGAGGGGGUUGGGAAGCUUGGGACCGAGUCUCCCUGGGUCCCCUUUGGGAUUUGGCUUCACUGGUGAUGAGGCCCUCCCUGACCUUCCAGCCCUUCCUCAGAUCUAGAAUAUGAACCCACCAGCUACCCAGAAAGCAGGAGAGCAGCCAUACUUCCCGAUCAGACCUGAAGCCAGGCUUGUCGGGAGUGGAGUCUCUUUGAGACUUGAGACCCUCUCACUCACCCAGCCCAGCAUCACCUCCUUCAGCUCCCAGGGGACUGUCACCACCCUCCAAGGCAGGUCAGACAAUCCAAACCGGGACCCUCCACCUUGCCUACCUCUCCCCCCAAAUGCUGACUGGCCUAUCGUGGUUUUGGGGACCAGGAAGGAGUUCCAGGUCUGUUGGCUGGAUCUUUGGCUUCUCUCUACCCUUUUCUGAUUUAAUCCUUUAGGAUUAGAAGAGUCCAAAUUGAAAGAGCCCAUGGCCAGUUCCAGUCCGAGGAAACUGGGCCCCAGUGUCUUCCUUUUCCAGCCACUGUGGUUCCCGGGCAAGUUACUUCCUUCCCCAGGACCAGUGUCCUUAGUUCACAAGAAAGCAAUAACCAUCCCAGCCCAUUUCUUUCCCUCCCCGCACCUAGCCUGGGGGAAGCCGAGGCCUGGCAGCUCUCAGGAUACUUUAGAAGGAAGGUGCUACAUCUGUCGCAGACCCAGAAGGAGCAAGUGCACGUCUAUCCCCAUGAGCCAGCGGCUGGCCCUGCCCCCUCCAGAGUGAAGGGUGCCACCGCAUCCCUGCUCCCCAGCACCUGGGGUGGGCGACCGCUUCCCUGCAACGCACCAAGAACCCCCACCUAAAGCCACCUGUCCUGUCCCCUUCCACCCCAUCAAUUUCUUCCAACCUGGCUUCGGUGUCCCGUUAAAAGGUGGUUUUCUUCUUUUGGCUUCUGAUCUCUAUCCCAGAGAUUAGAGGGAGCCCUCAGGUCAGGUAAGUAGCCUGAAGAGCACGCCUUGCCAGAACUUCUGUUCAGAAUCUCUCUGGAAAGCUGGGCCCGAGGGAAGACCCCCUCAGGGGCUCAGGGGCUCCCCCUGGACCUUUUGCCUGGUUCGCCCGCCUUCACCUUAGCUCUCCCAGCAUCCAUGCCUUCACCAAGAGAUUUGCCCAUCUCUCCCUGUGCCCGGGACCCCCGUCCUCUGGUGUGCUCUUCCCCCACGCAAACCCCUCCCGGAUGCUGCUGUUUUCCCGAAGGCCAUCCUGGGCCACGUCCUGCUCUCCUCUCCCUCCCCCACAAAGACAGCGGAAGGACACGCUUGAUCUUGCUGUACGCCCCAGCCCGUGGCUCCCCUGACCAUCUGUGUCCCUUGAAGAUGCCCCACUCCCUGUGUCUGCGUCCUGCGCGUGUGCGUGUGUGUGCCUUGUGUCUUUAGAUUGUGAGCCCCCCUGGGCAGCGACCCCUGUCUGAUACAUGUUCUGUGUGGCACGCCUAGGUGUGCUAAUAAAUGUCCAUCCUCAGAA